GCAUUGAAAACAGCUGACCGUCAAAAGUGGUUACAAGUGCUCCUAAACAUUCAAUCGAGUAUUUUGUUGUCAAGUCUAUGGUCUCUGGAGCGAGUAAUAUCUAGUUGAAUUACAAUUUUUGAGUUUUCGACAUUGUCUCCAAUACUUCAUUGUUUGGAUCUUGUCAUUAAAGUUGAGAUAACGCAAAAUAGUUAAGCCGAAAAUGGAAACACAACUGAAGAGGGAGAAGAGCAUUCACCCAGAAGAUUAAGCGAUUAUCAAUUUUAUGUACAAAAAUCAACAAGCGAGGAAAAAUCCGAGAACCAAAAACCAAAAGAAAUAUAAUGAAUUACGGAAUUAAUUGGGAAGCAGAGCAGCGUCAGACUCUCUUGGACGGUCGAGCUUCAUUGGACAGAGCUGCUCAAUCCGUAGCUCGGUCACAGGUGGUGGCAGCUGAGACUGAACAAAUUGGCAGGGAAGUGAUCAAUGAGUUAGGGGAACAAAGGGAAACAUUGAUUCGUGCCAAGAGGAGACUCUCGGACACCGAUCAGGAACUCAACAGCUCCCGGAAGGUUAUGAGACUCAUCACCAGAGGAGUACUCACUAAUAAAAUAUCUCUCAUUCUGAUAAUAAUUCUGGAAGUGGCAAUACUCGCUGCAACUAUUUACUUGAAAUUUUUUUCUAAAAAGUAAAUAAUUCCUGCAUUCAAUAAUUUGGGAAAUUUCUAAAUGCGACGAGAGUAGACGGUAAUGAUCGUCGACUAUUUACUAGUCCACUACGAUUCAUUGAGACUGUGAUUAUACAGAUUAAUUUUUCAGCUUUGUGAAAUGACCACAUAACACCAAAUCAUAAAUUCAAAUAAAUCGAAACAGAAAAUACAUUGAUUUUCGAUUCAGAUUCUGAGAAAUUUUACAAAACGUUAAAUUUCUUAAAGUACUUUCCUUUUCAGUAAAAUUUAGAAAAUAAUUGUUACGAACUCAGAAAUUAUUUAAUUGAAGGGACCGGUGAUGUUUUUACAAAAUACUUUCUUUUUUAUAUGUAGGACUAGAGAUUCUCUAGAUCUGUUUUAAGUAGCCGAUGUCCUUAUUAUCCCAAACACAAUAAUAUUCAUGACUCGAUUAUAACAAUGUUUGCAAAUAUAUCAAUAUGUCCUACGUGCGUUACGUCUUCAUGCUUAUUUUUUUAGUUUAUCACAACAGUAAUAAUGCCAAUAACAGGAUAAAUCGGCAGGCUUAUCUUUGUAAUUGCAUAUGAACAAACAUUUUCAUCAAAAAGAGCCAUUAGUAACACAAUAAAAAUUGAGAAGGGCAGGGGAAUCUGUCUCCAUAUAAAGAAAAAUUGUCUCCAUCAGUCAUCAUUCGUUGAGUAAUCCAUCGAACCGAUUCUUCUACAUCAUGAAGUUCCUCUCCAUUUUCAUGGUCAUCGCAAUGCUGGCAGCGGCUGUUGCCGGACAACGUUGUAGAGGAAAUGGGGUUGCAUGCGCACACAGCAGCCAGUGUUGUUCUCGCCGUUGCUUCUGGAGAAGAUGCUCUCGAUAAAACAAGGGGUGUUUCAAAAUCAGAGAAUCACUUCUUCAACUUUGUUCCUGGACUUGGCCUUAAAAUAUUUUUUCACGGACUUGUGCUUCAAAUGCCUAUCAGAUUAAUUGUAAUAAACCUUUCAUUCCAAUUUAAACUUGAUUUUUAUUUGUUUUAUCCAUAUCGCAUUUUAUAUUUAAUUCCUCAAUCCUCUUCACAAAUACGCGGCAACGGUAGUCGCGUACAUUUUUUAACGUCACAUCCGUUGGACCCCUACCAUUGCAUUUUCUGUCCAACUACGGAGGGGGUCUUUUCAUUACAUAAAUAUCACUAUAAUUAUUCAAUGCAAUUGCGCCUUUAGAACCGGAAACGGACUCCUCCAUACGGGACUUGGUGGUACUUACAAGUAUCAAUAUUAAUCGAUUUAACAUUGUUAAUCUAUUCAAUUUCUUGUGAUGCAGGGACUAAUUACAAAAUGAAAUUAUGCUUCAUCUAAUUCAAUCUAAAAUUCGUCAAUUGCAAGGCUUUCGUGAGCGAUUUAUCAUUUUGCCUGGAGUGCAUGAAAAGUUACUAGAUACAAUUAAUCGCGAGCAGUCUCCGGGAAACCCACAGUGAUUCCCCGAACUCACUGCUCCAGCGAGGGUAUAAAGAAGGACCCGGGCUACUCCGUGGCAUAUUCUCCUUGAGAACUUCGCACAGUAAAGUAUACUUUGUAUCCCUCACCACCGAUUUUAACUACCAGUUAAAUUGUUCUUCAUCUUCGGACGAAUUAAACAUGUCUGGACGAGCCAAUAAUAGCAAUAGGACGAACCAGUGCAACCCGGACCAUGUUCCAUCAGGACCGGGCCACCAGGCUGGUUUUCAUGGGGCUUGAGGAAGCGCGGAUUUGAAUAAUCACGCCAACCAAUUAAACCCUAACAAUGCAAAUUACCAAGGAAAAAAAUAAUUCGACUAUUUGAGGGCUCUAGAUCGUGUUUCAAAGAACCAGUAAAAAUCAUGGAAUGUAUUUUGGGCAGUCUUACAUCAUCAUUCCUUUAAAAUAGUGUUUUUUACUUGAAAUACGAUUUGUAUAAACCAACAUGAAUAAAUGAAAUAAAAAUUAAAUUCAAA
This is a messenger RNA of Diachasmimorpha longicaudata, 2606 nucleotides long. RefSeq names its product Vesicle transport through interaction with t-SNAREs 1b (gene Vti1b). The transcript is spliced from 5 exons. Gene Ontology annotation, cellular component: Golgi apparatus; endoplasmic reticulum membrane; SNARE complex. Gene Ontology annotation, molecular function: SNAP receptor activity; SNARE binding. Bases 324 to 671 code for a protein of 115 amino acids. The record is from RefSeq and is a predicted model, not a curated record. NCBI's taxonomy places the organism in Eukaryota, Metazoa, Arthropoda, Insecta, Hymenoptera, Braconidae. Gene Ontology annotation, biological process: Golgi to vacuole transport; regulation of protein localization to plasma membrane; intra-Golgi vesicle-mediated transport.